Neospora caninum is the source of this 1077-nucleotide messenger RNA. RefSeq names its product Cys/Met metabolism PLP-dependent enzyme, related. NCBI's taxonomy places the organism in Eukaryota, Apicomplexa, Conoidasida, Eucoccidiorida, Sarcocystidae. The transcript has 3 exons. The annotation marks the transcript as partial. Gene Ontology annotation, biological process: transsulfuration. Gene Ontology annotation, molecular function: pyridoxal phosphate binding; carbon-sulfur lyase activity. Gene Ontology annotation, cellular component: cytoplasm. The record is from RefSeq and is a predicted model, not a curated record.
AACACAACCUUCGUUCAAGAGAGUGUCGAGAAAUAUUUGAGCAAAGGGUUCUCAUACUCGCGAACUAGUAACCCGACGGUGCUCUGCCUGGAGAAGAAAAUUGCCGAUCUUGAAGGAGGCUUCGGCGCAUGCUGCUUCGUCACUGGGAUGGCCGCAACAAUCACGAUAUUCAGUGCUUUUUUGGCGCCGGGCGAUCACUGUCUGGUCACCAAUUGUUCCUACGGAGGGACCAAUCGCUGCGCUAGGCUACACUUCUCCAAGUACAACAUUGAUUUCGAAUUCAUCGAUUUCCGCGACCCCGCGAACGUAGAAAAGGCGAUUCGUCCUCAAACAAAACUUGUUUUCUCUGAGUCCCCCUGUAAUCCAACGCUGUAUCUGGCUGACAUCGAGGCCAUUAGCCGCAUAUGUAAAGCGAAGCAGGUCCUGCAUGUUUGCGACAGUACUUUCGCGACACCUUACAUGAUGCGGCCCCUGGAACUUGGUGCUGAUAUGGUUGUUCAAUCGACGACCAAGUACUAUGAUGGUCACAACUGUACUCUUGGAGGCGCAGUGAUAUCUUCAUCCAAGGAAAUACACGAUAAAGUCUUCUUUCUUCGGAAUGUGCUGGGGAACAUCAUGAGCGCCCAGACCGCGUUCUACACGCUACUCACUCUGAAGACGCUGGUCAUUCGUGUAGAGAAGCAGAGUGCGAACGCACAGAAAAUUGCGGAAUUCCUGAGCAAGCACGAAAAGGUUGCACACGUGAUAUACCCAGGCUUACCUUCGUUUCCUCAAAAGGAUCUCGCCUUGAAGCAGCACAAAAAAGUCCACGGGGGCAUGCUUGCUUUUGAGGUCAAAGGCGGUACCGAAGCAGGCAUCAGAAUGAUGGACCACGUUCCCCGUCCUUGGUCGUUGUGUGAAAACCUGGGCGCCUGCGAGUCGAUUAUCACCUGCCCGGCCGUUUUUACUCAUGCGAAUAUGCGUCGGGAAGAUCGACUAAAAGUUGGGAUCACUGACGGAUUCAUUCGGGUUUCAGUUGGCAUCGAAGAUGUCAACGACCUUAUUGAUGGACUCAACUACGCUCUUAGCAAAGUGUGA